Molecule: messenger RNA, 549 nt
Organism: Argiope bruennichi
Lineage: Eukaryota; Metazoa; Arthropoda; Arachnida; Araneae; Araneidae
Product: shematrin-like protein 3
Exons: 3
Coding region: 1-549 (182 amino acids)
Cellular component (GO): chitin-based extracellular matrix
Molecular function (GO): structural constituent of chitin-based larval cuticle
Source: RefSeq, a predicted model, not a curated record
AUGAUCUCUCAGGUCUUUGUUUUAUCAGCUUUGGCAGUAACUGCAUUUGCCAGUCUUUAUCAUGAACCUAUCCACCAUCCCCAACCCUUCAAGUUCGGCUACAGCGUAAAGGACAAGCACGGUGAGCAACACCGUGAAGAAGUUGGCGAUGGCAAGAACGUCAAGGGAAGCUACGGAUUCACUGAUGCCAGGGGAAUCCACCGACAGGUCAACUACGUAGCUGACCAUGGUGGUUUCAGAGCUGAGGUCAAGACCAACGAACCCGGAACCGCCAACCAGAACCCUGCUGCUGUCCACAUCAUCUCUGAUGCUCCCUAUGGACAUGGUGGAUACGCUGCAACUCCCGUACUUGGAUAUGCUGGAGUUGGAGGAGCAGGAUUAGGUUAUGCAGGAUAUGGUGGCUAUGGAGGCUAUGGACUUGGAGGAUAUGGAGGUUAUGGUCUCGGAGGAUAUGGAGGUUAUGGUCUCGGAGGAUAUGGAGGCUAUGGUCUUGGAGGAUAUGGUGGCUAUGGUCUUGCUGGUUUAGGAUAUGCUCGAUAUGGUUUCUAG